This is a messenger RNA of Solanum verrucosum, 934 nucleotides long. RefSeq names its product 18.1 kDa class I heat shock protein-like. NCBI's taxonomy places the organism in Eukaryota, Viridiplantae, Streptophyta, Magnoliopsida, Solanales, Solanaceae. Bases 67 to 693 code for a protein of 208 amino acids. The transcript has 2 exons. Gene Ontology annotation, biological process: response to heat; protein complex oligomerization; response to salt stress. The record is from RefSeq and is a predicted model, not a curated record.
AAAUCAACUCAACUCCACAUAACAAAUUCAUUUUCACCUUUACUUUCUUUUGCCAAAAAAAAAAAAAUGUCUCUCAUGCCUGUAUUUGGUGGUCGGAGAAAUCAUGCACAUCAGGUGCAUGAUCCUUAUUCCGACCACCAGACACACCAGGUGCAUGAUCCUUAUUCCGACCACCAGACACACAAGGUGCAUAAUCCUUAUUCUCGUCCUUCACACCCGGUGUAUGAUCCUUAUUCUCAACACGCACACCAAGUGCAUGAUCCUUUUGCUCAUCAUGAAGUAUGGGAUCCUUUCCAUGAAUUUUAUCUCGAAAAUCCUCGAUCCCUCAUAGCUCCAGCACCAUCGUUCCACCACGUACCUGCAACGAUGGCUCAAAUAGAGUAUAAGGAAACACCAGAGGCACAUAUCUUUAGGUGUAACUUGCAUGGCUACAAGAAAGAAGACGUCAAAGUACAGGUGGAGGAUGAAAAAAUACUGAAAAUUACUGGGGAAACAAGAGUGAUGAAGAAAGAAGAUAAUUGGCACCAUUAUGAAAGAAGCAGUGGAAAAUUCUUAACAUCUUUUUCACUGCCUCUGAAUUGUAGGGCUGAUUAUGUUAAGUCAUCAAUGGAAAAUGGAGUGCUCACUAUAACUGUUCCUAAGAAGGAAAUUAGAAGGAAUCAACACCAUCUAAGAUCUGUUCAAAUUAAUUAAUUAAUUAAAAGGUUGAAUCUUAUGGUAUAAUGAAUAUGUCUUGUUAAUUUGGUACUACUCCACAUAUUAUGUAAAAUAUUGUGGACAUGAAGUCAAAAUAAAGAGAGAAUAGUAAAAAGUUUUAGUGGUACUAUAUAUAAUGUGGAGAGAAAAGAAUCAAAAGUGAGUUUGACAUAUAUAUCCUUGUGUAAUAUUUGUAGUAACUAGUACUAAAUAAAUAAAAUGGUAUUUUUAUUUCUUA